AGAUUCUUCAUGAUUAUUGAAGGCGCCCACUUUCACCACCUCAAUACACAAAUUCAAAAUUUUGCAAUUUGGUUCUGUCUCUGGUAGGGUUUAUUGCCUUGUUUACAAAAUUUCUGAGUAUUAGAUAGGAAAAGUUUCUUCUUUGUUUCUCAAUUUCCACAGAGCUCUCUCUACCACCAAUAAAUUUCCGGCAGAAGCUCAGGUUUUCUCCGGGAAAUCUGUGAGAUAGCGGCCGCGAAAAUGAUGAACUUGGCGGAUCCGUCAAUGGCGUUGCUCGCCGCAAGUGGAGGGGACACUGUAAAGCUCUUUGAUGUGUCGAUGGAGCCCGGCGAUCCCUGUGUCUUGAGCUACACUCCGUCUCCGGGUUGCCUUGUCAACUCAGUGAAGUGGAACCACACUAAUUUAGUUGUAGCUAGUGCUGGAGAAGACAAGAGGAUUUCGUUAUGGAGGAAAAAUGGGCACAGCAUGGGGAGCAUUCCUGUUACUGGGACUGAUAGUGGAGACAGCAUUGAGGAAUGUAUAUUGGCUAUUAGCUUUGGCAACAAGGGAUCUAGGUACAUAUGUUCUGGGGGAACUGGUCGGGUUGUAAAAAUAUGGGAUUUACAGAGGAAGCGCUGCAUUAAGUGGUUAAAAGGUCAUACAAGUACCAUAACAGGUGCUGUGUACAAUUGCAAAGAUGAACACUUGGCUUCUAUUAGUCUAAGCGGGGAUCUUAUCGUACACAAUCUUGCAUCAGGAGCAAGGGCCGCUGAACUGAAAGAUCCUAAUGAGCAGGUACUGAGGGUGCUUGAUUAUUCACGUAUUAGUCGGCACCUUUUGGUGACUGCAGGUGAUGAUGGGACAGUCCAUUUGUGGGAUACAACUGGCCGUAGCCCAAAGGUUUCUUGGCUGAAGCAGCAUUCUGCACCAACUGCCGGUAUUAGCUUCUCACCAUCAAAUGAUAAGAUAAUUGCCAGUGUUGGGCUGGAUAAGAAGCUAUACACUUAUGAUUCAGGUUCUAGAAGACCCUCAUCUUACAUUGCUUAUGAGGCACCUUUCUCGUCAUUGGCAUUUAGAGAUGAUGGUUGGGUGCUGGCAGCUGGAACCAGUAAUGGUCGUGUGGUAUUCUAUGAUGUCCGUGGAAAACCACAGCCUUUUACUGUCCUGCGUGCUUAUGGUAGUUCAGAGGCUGUUAUUAGUUUAUGCUGGCAAAGAUCCAAACCAGUCAUUGUUAACGAGAGUACUUGCACUGCUGAAAUGGCUCUUCUUGGAGGCGCUGUUGAAGAUUCAAUUCUCAUGCCUGACCCGCUUCCCUCUGUGUCAUCAUCAAGCCUUCCACAGUCUACAGCAUUGUCUGGUUCUCGUCUUGCUGCGCGGUCAGGUCCAUUUAUUGAAACAUCUACUCUUACGGCAACAAUUAGUGGAAUGGCAUCAAGUACGCUGAAUCUAUCCUCAGCAGAGGAAACCCCUCAACGGAGUCAUCUGCGGCCUGGUGGAACAUUAUCUAGAUUACAUGCACCUCGUUCUAAUUUCACUUUCAAGGAUGACAUGGAGGUUUUCUCCCCUCUGGUGGAUGUUCAACCGAUUACGCCGUCACUGGAGAAGCUGUGGGAUGAUCAUGAAGGAGGAAAAAAGGAUCAUCUACCUGCUGAUAAGAAGCCAUCAUCCUUGCUGUUUCCUUCAUCCAAUCGGAGAUUCCCUUUUGCAGAUGAUGGAGCCAAUGACCAUCCAAUAUUUGAUUGGAAAUCCAGUUCAAUGUCCAGACAGGAUGAUAACAGAUCUUUUACGUUGUUAACAUCUACUCCUCCAUCUUCAAAAAGUGAAGACUCUGUCAUAACACCUCCAGAAGCUUGGGGUGGUGAGAAACUUUCUGAUAAAUUUCCGAACUUGCGGUUCCCAUCUCGUUUCGGUAUGUUAAGCUCGGCUGCAAUGACAUCAGGGACAACAUUUUCUGAUAUUUCCUCGUCACUUGGUCAGACAGGCUCAAUGACGAAUACUAACCCGAGCUAUGAAAAUAUGCGCAGCAGAGAUUUUCCCUCAAAUAUUGAGACUUCAUCAGGAUUUCCGGAACAUUUAUCUUCUAGUUCUAUGACUCUCUCUAUGAGCACAAAAGGCAACCUUGGAUCGGCUAAUGUUGAUUCACCAAGACAAGCAUCUUUGGCUUUGCCUAGAAGGUUUUCAACUUAUGCAGAGAGAAUUAGUACUAUUUCUUCCUUCAGUGAUGCCACUUCCCUUUCAGUGGGUUCACCAAAAAUAAAGAAAACAGGAGCUGAAACCAAGGAGGAACUUUUGAACAGCUUUUUCUCGAGAACUGACACAUCGUCCGCCACCGAACUGGGAACACUUCCCGUUACAAAUGGGGGAACAUCUCAGCACUUAAAGGCCUCCCUCCAGUCAGAUGCACAGCAAGGAAGUAAUUUUACACUCCAGCUUUUUCAACGUACCCUUGAAGAAACUCUUGAUUCUUUUCAGAAAUCCAUUCAUGAGGAUAUGAGAAACCUUCAUAUUGAAAUUCUAAGACAAUUCCAUAUGCAGGAAAUGGAGAUGUCAAAAGUGAUGAGUUCAAUCCUGGAAAACCAAGCUGAGUUGAUGAAAGAAAUCAAAUCUCUCCGGAAAGAAAAUCAACAGCUCAGGCAAAUGCUUUGAAGACUGAUGAUAAAGAGUGCUUUAACCCUUGCUAGGUUGAUUCACAACAAACUUGAAAAGUAUGAUGAAGAUUGACCAAAGUUAUGCCUCAAAAUAUAUUCAAGUCUUUACUUUAAAAUUUCCUGCACAUGAGGCGGAAUUCCAGGUUUUGAUGUGUUUUCUUUGAAAGAAAAAAAAUCAAAGAAAGAAAUUAGGUGUAUUUCUAGUAGAAGUCCACAUUAUUUUUAUUUCCAAAACGACAUUCUUUAUUCUCUUUUCAUCCCUCAUAUUUACUUUGUUGACCAAGCUACAACUGCUUAAUUUUAACAAUAAAAUAUUUUUAUCUGGCAUGUAACUCUUUUUUUUCCCCAAGUCAGUAUGGAAGUAAGUCCUUUCAUAUACAAGAACCUAGUGCUUUAAGAUACCCUAUGAUCAAAAACCAAGAGAAUGCUUGUGUUAACUUAUUUUUCUGUCAAAGAAGUCUGCGAACUCUUUUUCCUUUUUUCCCCCCCCUCCCAAUAGUACUUUUGUUAAAGAAAAAAAAGAGAAAGACAACUCUGAAGUGUUUAUAUCUAACAUAUUUGAUUAGUCCCAUGAGUUUGAUCCUAUAGAAUCUGAUAUAUUUUUUCAUUGAACAAAGGGUACGAAAUAAAUUAUAUCAGAUUGAUUUUUCGAUCAAAAGCACUAUGUGAAAUAUUUGGUUUUUUCCUGUUUUUCUAUCCCUAUCCCUAACCUAUAGAGAUGACACUUGAAUCAAUAGAGAACCUUGCCUUUUGUAUCUAUAUGAAUAGAUUAUGAAUCGAUAUUAUUACAUUCCAAUUUUUUACCGAUACUCCUCAAGGAAAAUCUCGAAUUGGAUCCCAGGUUGACGGGUUAGUGUGAGCUUAUUCAUGCGGUUAUGCACUCUUCGAAUAGGAAUCCAUUUUCUGAAAGAUCCUGGCUUUCGUACUUCGGUGGAUCUCUGAGAUCCUUUUAUUUAUCCCCCCCUGCAUCCAUUUACUUUUUACUGAAAUACAUCACUUAUUUUUUUUGAAUGAGCGUACAUUCAACUUUAUUUUCUGAAUGCAUAUUGGCGCUUCAAAAACUAUAAGCACCUUUAGUGUCAUCUCUUAGCAUCUAGUAUUUUAAAACGCAUCUUAAAGCAACAUUUUGAUAUAAAAUUAAGGGGGCAUUUGGCCUAGCUUUAUUACUUUGUUUGGAGGAGGCUGAAUUGUUCAAAGUCUUAUCUAAUGACUUUUUUCUUUUUAAAUAAAUCAUACUAGCAUCAAGGGAGUACCCGCCUAUGUACAAAAAUUUACAAUUCAAUCAACGUGUUAAUUAAAUUUCCUAAAUCCUCUAUUGAAUAAAGAGGAUGACCCAACAACAAAAAAAUAACGGUAUGGAACUAUUGAUUUGUGAGUAAGUCAAACCCAUCUACAUCAUCAACUUCCUCAAAUGCCUUUUGGUCCUCUCUUUCAACAGAACCUAAAACCAAGUCUUAUGCACUGAUUUUUUCUUUUUGAAGUUGGAGUAAGCUUUUUCUUAGAGAGGAUACUAAUUCAGUUAAGUAAGGUUUUCUUUUGGGAAAAGAAAAAAUUAUUAGUAGAGGAAAAAAGAAAAACUUGAUUCAUACGUAAAUAUCAAUAUUACCUUUAAAUUUUAAAGCCAGUAAUAAAGAGACUAAAUUUCAGCCUUAUUGAGAAGACAUAACAUGAACGUGUGCCCUUCAUGUUAGAAGCAUAUGGACGCUAGAACUGGAUUAACAUGUGCUGAUUAUUUUGCGUUUGCUCUUCAACAAAUAAGAAUUUUUACAAUCACCAAGAAGGGUUGGUUUCAGGAAGCAAUGAAAAGGUGGGAUUGGUUUUGUAUUUUCUCGAGUAGUAUUGUGAUUGCAUAUUCAAAUCUUGUACAAUUGCUUUCUGUUCCAGAAGUGGCCUCCUUAAAUCUAAUUAUAAAUGACCUAGAUGCCUGGUCUUACAUUGAAAGCUUGCCAAUAUCAACUGGUGUUGAAAGGAGAAAUGGCUACAGACAUCAUGAACCUCUUGUCAGGCAUCAACUCAGUUCAGUUUGUCUACACCAACUACAAAAUUUAUUCAGAAAGGAGUGGCCAAGCCACCCCUCAAUCGACUAGUUUUUUCUCUUAUUUUUCUUUUGCAGGUCUAUGUGGUCUGCUUGGUCUCUCAGUUGCUGAACAAGUUGAUGUGGCUGCAUUCCAGAACUUCUGCUGAUGAUUUAGUUUCGUUGUCUCAUUGAAUGCAAAGCUUCAAGUGUUUAUGAUACGCCGGUGGUUUGGAUCAACAUCUCCUUUGAACAUAUCUGGUCUUUUUCUUUUUUCUAAAAAAAAAAUGAAGGGCUUUUUAGUUUUGGUUAAUAUCUUCACUCAAAAAAUUUAGAUCUGCUCAAUUUUGUUGGCUGCUAAUAUCUUGUCAUUGCUGGUCAUUGGAUCUCCUUUGGAGCACAAUUACUUAUUUAGGCUGUUGUUUCUGUGAUCUUCAGUUCUGGAAUCCCUCAUUUUGUUUUUCACGCACUUUUAUGAGUCUUGAUCUUCGUCAAGUGCUGGGUCUAUUUGAUUAUAUGAAUGAUGGAGGUGCUCACUGUUGCAAUCCUAUCUGGUCGAAAGAGCCAUGAACGCCUUCAUAUUUCUAUUGUGCAUCACGUUGGGCUAAGUUAGCUGUUUUCUUUUUUGUGCUCUUAGAGGCUAGGAAGAAGGUCUUGAGGUUCUGUUCUGGUGUUUUCUGCUAUGUCUGAGAUUAUCUUUCUAUCUCUGUUAAUAAAUUUAUGAAUUAAUUCGAGAAGAAAAAGACAAUAGAACUUCUAC
Messenger RNA from Carica papaya (papaya), 5401 nucleotides. It is a transcript of the gene NEDD1, whose product is annotated as Transducin/WD40 repeat-like superfamily protein. Gene Ontology annotation, molecular function: gamma-tubulin complex binding; protein binding. The record is from RefSeq and is a predicted model, not a curated record. Gene Ontology annotation, cellular component: kinetochore microtubule. Gene Ontology annotation, biological process: cell plate assembly; regulation of mitotic spindle organization; regulation of phragmoplast microtubule organization. Lineage: Eukaryota; Viridiplantae; Streptophyta; Magnoliopsida; Brassicales; Caricaceae.